Lodderomyces theae is the source of this 3894-nucleotide messenger RNA. RefSeq lists its product as uncharacterized. The transcript has a single exon. Gene Ontology annotation, cellular component: nucleus. The record is from RefSeq and is a predicted model, not a curated record. Lineage: Eukaryota; Fungi; Ascomycota; Pichiomycetes; Serinales; Debaryomycetaceae. Gene Ontology annotation, biological process: positive regulation of transcription by RNA polymerase II. The coding region runs from base 1 to 3894 and encodes 1297 amino acids. Gene Ontology annotation, molecular function: histone binding; chromatin binding; ATP hydrolysis activity.
AUGGCUAGACGCUCCAGACGAAUAGACUCAACGGAUGAAGAGUCUGAGCCCGAAUUUGAAGAAACAGCAACAACUCCAAGAAGAAACAACAAGAGCAUUUCGUAUAAUGAAGACGGAGACAAAGAUGUCGCGGAUUUCCAAGAACAAGAAAGGACUGAGAACGUAUCUGUAGAGGAGGAUGAACCGGAUAGCGACGAUCCCUUCGGAGUUCCCACUUCUCCGGAAAAAGAUGACGAUAGCGAGGAUUAUGUCGAGGAAUCGGACAUUGAGGUUAGAGCAGGUCGCAGAAAGAAAAGAAAGCUCAGCAAAAAGGGAGGGUCAAGAGGAAGAUCGCGUAAGGCGCGCGGUGAUAGUGAUGAUGAAGAAUUUAGGGAUGAUGGAGAUGAUGACGACGAAGAAGAUGAUUUUACGCUUUCCGAUGAUGACUUCAUUGAGAGGAAAAAAAGGGAAAACUUUAUAGUUGAAGAUGAGAAUGAGUGGGAUGACGAAGAGGAGGAAUACGGGACUAAACCAAAAAAGAAAAGAGGCCGUCCUAGGAAACAGAGCAGAUCAGUAUCAGCUGAACCGCGAAGGGCCACAAGAUCUGGUAAAGUGUUGCAAGAAGAGGGAGAGUUUGCACUAACCGGCGAUGAUACUCGUGACGAUGGGCAAGAUGAUGUAGAUGAUAUACAGAGGGAGAUUGCUGAACUUUAUGACUCGUCUCCAAUGCGGGACUCGGAACCAUCGCAGCAUAAGUUGAGACAAAGAGCCAAAGUCGACUACACCAUUCCUCCUCCGAUAACGAAUGAUUUGAUGCUUGAAAGGCCGUCAACACCAGUGAAUGUGAGGAAUAGACGAGGAAGACCAACGAAUAAGAGUGAGUUUCGGAAAAUCUUGUACCCUACUGCUGGUCCAUUUGGUGGAAGCGAUGUCAUAUCUUUAUUUGGUACAAACAUACCACCUGGUGGAAUACCAAUGCCCGGUAUGACUGAUCCGAAUAAUCUCACUGCAAUUGGCCAAAAUGUCAGCGACUCUGAUAGCUCUGAGGACGACAUUGCUCCAAUAAACGGUGAAGCGACCAUCAGUCGUAAAGAAAAGAAACCUUCCAGAUCGGAAGGUAAGUUACUAACUGGCGGCUCGGAUGAUAAAAAGAAAGUAAAGAAUAGUUUGAGCGAUACUGAUCCUCUUGGAGUGGAUAUGAAUAUCGAUUUUUCGGUAGUUGGUGGGUUGGAUAACUAUAUCAAUCAGCUAAAAGAAAUGGUGGCUUUGCCUCUACUUUAUCCUGAGUUGUAUCAAAAUUUUGGAAUUACUCCCCCCAGAGGUGUGUUAUUUCACGGGCCACCAGGAACAGGUAAGACUUUGAUGGCAAGAGCGUUGGCAGCAAACUGCUCUACACCGGAGCGCAAGAUUACGUUUUUUAUGAGAAAAGGUGCUGACUGUUUGAGUAAGUGGGUCGGAGAAGCUGAGAGACAAUUGAGGUUGUUGUUUGAAGAGGCCAAGAACCAACAACCGUCCAUCAUCUUUUUUGAUGAAAUUGAUGGUUUAGCUCCUGUGAGAUCGUCCAAACAGGAACAAAUCCACGCUAGUAUCGUGUCGACUUUGUUAGCGUUGAUGGAUGGUAUGGACAACAGAGGACAGGUGAUUGUUAUUGGCGCAACCAAUAGACCAGAUGCAAUUGACCCAGCACUACGAAGACCAGGGAGAUUCGAUCGUGAAUUUUAUUUCCCUUUACCUGAUAUCAAUGCAAGAAAGGAGAUUUUGACUAUCCACACACGCAAAUGGAGCCCGAAAUUGGAUGAUUCCUUUUUGGAUAAUCUUGCCGAGCUCACCAAAGGGUACGGAGGUGCCGACUUACGUGCAUUGUGUACAGAAGCUGCAUUGAACAGUAUUCAAAGGAAGUACCCUCAAAUAUAUGAGACUAAUCACAAAUUGGCAGUCAAGCCUGAAAAAGUUAAAGUCAUAGCUAAGGAUUUCAUGAUGGCCCUUGAUAAGAUUGUUCCGUCAAGUGCGCGUUCAACCUCGUCCGGGUCUUCUCCAUUACCUGACAACUUGAGACCAUUGCUAACGGACAGCUUUGAGCAAAUAAAAUCAAAAUUAAAGGAUUUAAUACCCGUGUCGGUGAGUGUUGCUGGGCGCAAGAAACUAACCACUUUGGAAGAGGCCAAGUAUCUCGAUCCCACUGUGCAUGACAAGGAUGGAGGGUUUGGCAAGCAACAGUUGUUGAAGAAUUUGGAAAACGCGAGAAUCUGCAGACCACACUUGUUAGUCAGUGGUGAAGAAGGGAAUGGGCAACAGUAUUUGAGUGCAGCUGUACUCAAUUACUUGGAAGGGUUUCAAGUCCAGUCUCUAGAUCUUGGAACAAUGUUUGGCGAUUCCACGAGGACAACAGAACUGGCCAUCAUACAAGCAUUUAUUGAAGCUCGCAGACACCAGCCUGCUAUAAUAUUGAUUCCCAACAUUGAUGUAUGGUAUCUGAUUCUCCCAGACUCCUCAAAGGCAACAUUGUCGAGUCUUUUGAGAGGAUUGCGCAGCAAUGAGAAGAUAUUGUUGCUAGGUUUUUCCGAAACACCAUUGUAUCAUUUGGAUGACAGAAUCAAGUAUCUAUUUGGGUUGGAGAAUUCAUCAAACAAUGUCGUAUUGCAAAACCCAACAAAGCUGGCAAGAAAAGAGUUUUUCCUGACGGUUUGGAAGACUAUUUUGAUGAAGCCGUAUGAGUUUGUUAAUGAUUUACAAAAUAGACCCAAGAGGAAAUUGAAGCAAUUGAAAAUUGUCGAAACUGUGUCCAAUUUGUCCGAUCAAGAAUUCAUCAAGAGGAAACAAAAGGAGCAAGAGUAUAAUGAUACUAAAUUGAAGAACACCUUAAAGAUUAAACUAGCAAGUUUGAUGGAUUUGUUUAAGGUGAGGUACAAGAGAUUCAAAAAACCAAUUGUUGAUGAAAACUUGCUUUAUCACUUAUUUGACCCAUCAGUUUUGGAAAACCCACUCAACAAUUAUCAAGUGUUGUACACUAGAUCUGGUGAUCCAGGACACGAGAAUAUGAUCACGGAGGUUGCAACAGGAAAGAAUUACUACAACAUGGAUCUUGAUACUAUAGAGGAGCGAUUGUGGAAUGGGUUUUAUAGCGAACCAAAACAGUUUCUCAAGGACCUCAAAUUGAUUUUGAAGGAUUGCAUUACUUCUGGUGACCGGGAACGGAUUUUGAAGGCGAAUGAAAUGAUUACGAAUGCACAGUUUGGAAUAGAUGAUAUCUCAACGCCGGAAUUUUUGAAGGCUUGUAAGGAAAUGAGAGAGAGGGAUAAGGCAAAGCAAGAGAAGGUGUUGAAGGAGUAUGAAGCUAUCAAGUCAAAGUUUGAAAAUGGAACCACAAAUCAAGUUGUGAAUGACACUGCAUUGGUUAAUGAUGGGGGUGUGGCAGAGGAGACGGUCCAGGAUUCUGACUUGAAAACUCUUCGCAAUGGGGAUGUUCCUCAUGAGGAAACUGAGAAUGUGACUGUUCCUAUGGAAGUGGAUGUCAAACAUGUCGAGACCAAAGAGACACCAACCAGAGCUGAGAACUCAAGCACUGGUCAACAACAAGGAGGAGACCAAAGAGAUUCGAAGUUGGAAGUUGAACCGGUCAACCCUGAAUCCAAAGAGGAAAAAAAGGGGAAAGAGGUAGUUGAAGAGGAAUCAGAGUCAGAAGCAGAAGAUUUGAUUGAGAUUGACCACUCAAAGGAGUUGAUACUCAACAAGGACUUGUUUGACAAACUCAAGAAACAAGUGGUUAAGCUCACGGACCAGUAUACUGUUGAUAAAUUGGAGAUGGUGAUGGCCCGGUUGAUGGAUGUCGUAUGGACCGAUCGAAACGAGUGGGAUAAAACCUCGACUUUGGAAAACAUUGAAAAGGUGGUUACCUCAUUGCAACCUGCACCUUGA